CGUCUUUUCGUGUGAAAUUACUCCCGUGAUCGGUAGAAGAAGAGGCGCGAGGAAUACAGUAGGAGUUGGAGUUGGAGUACUGGUAUGCUUAGAGUUGGGCAAAGAAACAAGCAGUCGGUGUGGGGAGGCGGUCUUUAAUUCGAACUUCCAGGAGAAAAUGGAGCAAAAGGGAGGAGAUGAAGAAAUGGAUUCGCUGUUCGAGGGAAUGGUCCUCUUUAACCCUUCCCAAUUGGCUGCAGACCAACGAGAAGAGGAAGAAAAGGAUGAUGAAGAAGAAGAAGACCAUCAUGACGAUCACGGUCCUCCGGUUUCGAUUGAUGUUCGAAGUACAGCAUCGACCUCAUCUUCAUCACAUACAUAUUCAUAUUCGUCAUCUCAACCCCUCGACGAAAACCUCUUCUCUGACCUCACCAUCGUCACUCCGCCAGAGACCCAAUCUCAAUCUCAGCCCCCUUCCUCUGCUAACGAUACCGAUCCUACUCCAAUUUCGAUGGAGACGUCCACGACACCAGUAACCCCUACCAUCUCCCGGCAGAUUUCCAGAAAGAAAAAGCGAGCUAGCUUGAGAAUCGGAUACGGUAGAGAUGCCCCUUCUCCUUCACUUCCCGAUGCUGUUAGUGAUCAAAUUCAUACUUCUAAUAGAUCCGAUGCCAAUGCUCUGGUCUCUGAGGAUGGAAAAACGAUAGAACAUGAUGAUCAAAUUCUGCAAGGACAACAAGAACAAGAAGAGCAACAAGAAGAAGAAGAUGAAGAAGAAGAAGCAGUUGUUGUUGACAAGGAAAAGGAGAACCCUUCCCCGGAGUUAGAUUUCGAGCAUAUUAAAGCCCAAAUCUCGGAGAAGCUAAACCGUGCUCGAGAAUUGGUGGCUUCUAUAUCCGCUGCUAGAAAGGACUCCAUUAGGAGGAGAAGAAAAGCUGCUGAGAAUGUAAAUCUAGCAUCUAUCAAGCACAGGGAGCUGGAGAAGGACUUGGAAGAAGCCUGUGAGGCCGAAGACUUUGAGAAGGCAGAGCGAGUUAGCGAGAGCCUUGCCGCUGCUGAGAAGGAGAAGCAGGCUUUUCUUAUUGCCUUGAGAGAUGCAGAAGCCGAGGCCGAUGCUAUUGAUUCCGAGAUGCACGCGGCUCUCGAAGCCCAGAUCGCUGCUGAGGAACAAGGCAUCUCGGUUCUCGACCGUUUCGCAAAGGAUGCUGCAAAUAAUGCAGAUUUAGUCUUGCAGACAGCACAUUCAUCAUCUUCAGAAGAAACGGACAAAUGGUUUUCAUCAACUGAAGCCUUGGAAGUAAAGAAGAUGGAGUUAGAAAUUGAAUCACAUUUAAUAGAUGAAACUCGACAAGUAUUGACUAAUUCCAUUGAGCAUUCAAUUGAAGAUGACAAGAGGGAGAAAGAACUUCUUUUUAGAAAAAAGGACAUCCUCACAAACGAAUUGGAAAAACUACUUGAAUUAGUGAAACAAAAGGAGAAGGAGAUUGCAGAAAAUGAUUCUAACAUCCAAGCAGUUGAGAAAAAGAUUGCUGACGUUUUCUCUGGUUUUCAGGAGAUGCAAUCAAACGUUGAUACAAAGUAUGAUAAGUUGCGCUCAAGUCUUUCUCAGAUGAUCUUGGAAAUUGAAGCUCUAUCAGUGAAAAAGAAGGAAAUUGAUGAGUUCUUUACUCAGGAAGAGGAAAAGAGUGCAAAGCUGAGGGAAUUUGUAAGGGUUUCCACAGAGGAAGCAAAUGCGUACCGGGAAGUUGUUGAGCUGAGAAAAAUUCUGAUGGAGUCCAUUUUGAAGGCCCAGGAAGAUAAACUGAGGCUUGUAAAGACUGAGGAGAAGCUUUCUGAGGAUGUCCAGGUGCUCCAAAAGGACAUUUCUGAUGCAAGAGCUUCCCUGCAGGAACUAUCUUCAAGAAAGUCAAACAUCCAGCAAGAUAUAGAGUCCUUUAAGCAGCGAAUUCUAUUUAUAGAAAAAAGAGUCCCAGAGCUGGAAGCAGAAAAGAAAGUUGCUGCUGCUGCGAGAAAUUUUAAGGAAGCUGCAAGAAUAGCUGCCGAGGCAAAGUCAUCUAGUGUUGAAAAGGAAGGCAUACAGAUUGACAUGGAAAGUGCUGUCUUGGGGCUUAAGAAGCUGGAGGAAGAGAUUACAUAUACUGUUAACAGGUUGCGGGAGACAGAGAGCCUGAUCUUAUCCAAGGAAAAAGAGGUAGCAAUGGCUAGAUUCCAUAGAUUGCUUUUAAUAGCUGGUGCUGCAACAGCUGAAAGAGCCGCUGCUCUAGAGUUGGGCGACCUUGAAGAAGCUAACCUUCUACUUGCUGAGGCUGAAACAGCAGACUCUGAAGCUAAAAAGCUUCAACCAAUCUACAAUUUCAAGGUGGAAGAGUUUGAAAAUUUACCAAGCCAUUUCAUAUCCAUGGAACUUGUAUCUAAACUUGGGAGAAAGCAGCUAGCAGAACUGGCAGCUGCUGUUUCUCCUUCGGUACAAUGACGAUUUGUGAGGAAAUAGUUAGAUGUCUUGGUGAUUGUCAAUGGAAAGAGUUAUUGAUGUAUAAAGAUAAUCCAAAUUUUGGAAAUUACGAGAAGCUGAAACUACAAGCGCAGCUGUGGAUGGUUGUCUCCUUCGUGUUGCAGGCGAUAUGUCCAAUAUUCCUCGGAUGCCCUUGAGACUUGACAUAUUGUGGAUUGAUACAAUUUUGAUGACUACAGGUUUGGGAUCUAGAUCCUCUAUCUAUUGUCAUCUUUAUUUUUGAAAUGAUUUUCUCUGCUAUCUUUAUUUAUGGUCGAGUACUUUCUGCAAUAUAUUGUGUAUUUCAUAACAAAGUUUUGCAAUAUGAAAAAUUUAAUUUGUUU
This is a messenger RNA of Juglans microcarpa x Juglans regia, 2814 nucleotides long. RefSeq names its product DNA ligase 1. The record is from RefSeq and is a predicted model, not a curated record. The coding region runs from base 158 to 2452 and encodes 764 amino acids. NCBI's taxonomy places the organism in Eukaryota, Viridiplantae, Streptophyta, Magnoliopsida, Fagales, Juglandaceae. The transcript has 3 exons.